UGAAGUUCCUAGCAUGAAUGUAACGUGACAGCGCUAUCGUUUCGGGUACUUAAUUUUAAUAAAAGUGCAUGCGAAAAUCUAGCCGCAAUGUCUGGAAUGUUGACGAUUUCAUCGCGGACCAUUCCGCGAAAAGUUUUACGACUUACGACAGAUCUCGUAGAGGCAAAUAAUUCAAAGGUUCUGAAAGCAGCCUUAAGUACUAAAGCCUCACACAAACAAUGCGUUCUAAGACUAGCCAAACCAGAGGUAUAUAACAUACCUAGAACAAAGGUGUUAAUGAAGUGGCCUCAACAUAAUCGAUUAGUGCACUCUUCUGCAGCUUUUUAUGCAUCAAAAGUAGUUAAUGUACCUCCAUUUGCAGAUUCUGUAUCAGAAGGCGAUGUCAAGUUGGACAAAAAGGUAGGUGACUAUGUGUCUGUCGAUGAAGUGGUUAUGGAAAUUGAGACUGACAAAACAUCCAUGCCUGUUCCGGCACCAGAAGGUGGUGUUAUUGAAGAAAUCUUAGUUAAAGAUGGUGACACUGUCAAAGCUGGACAGGCUUUGUUCAAACUGAACACUUCAGCUGCACCACCAGCAGGAGGUGCUGCUCCUAAACGAGCUGCCUCACCAGCCCGGCCAGCUGCUGCACCUGCUGCACCUGCUGCACCUCCAACACCAGAACCUCCCAAGGUACAGGCUGCCCCACCGCCACCACCACCACCUCCGAAACCAGCAGCAGCUCCAACAAGUCCUCCUCCUGCACCACCAAAGCCUGCAGCACCUAGUGCCCAGAUUCCAGUCGCUGCCAUGCGCCAUGCUCAAGCCAUUGACACUGCCACUAUCAAGAUGCCACCUCAAGAUUAUACCAAGGAAAUUACGGGUACCAGGACUGAACAGCGUGUUAAGAUGAACCGCAUGAGACAAAAAAUUGCGUCCCGACUCAAAGAAGCACAAAAUACCAAUGCUAUGUUGACAACAUUUAAUGAAAUUGAUAUGAGCGCCAUCAUGCAAUUUAGGAAAGAUCACCUGGAUGGAUUCAUGAAGAAAUAUGGAAUCAAAUUGGGCUUCAUGUCUGCUUUCUGUAAAGCAUCAGCCUACGCUUUACAAGACCAGCCUGUUGUAAAUGCUGUCAUUGAUGGAGGUGAAAUUAUCUACCGUGACUUUGUCGACAUAUCUGUUGCUGUUGCAACACCCAAAGGUCUUGUUGUUCCUGUUCUGAGAAAUGUUGAGAGCAUGAAUUUUGCUGACAUUGAAGUUGCUAUUAAUGAACUUGGAGAGAAAGCCAAAAAGGGUGCGAUAACUGUUGAAGACAUGGAUGGAGGCACUUUCACCAUCAGUAACGGCGGAGUUUUUGGUUCAUUAAUGGGUACUCCUAUUAUAAAUCCACCACAAAGUUCAAUUCUGGGUAUGCAUGGUAUAUUUGAACGCCCCAUUGCUGUUAAGGGUCAAGUCGUAGUUAGACCAAUGAUGUACGUCGCCCUCACUUACGAUCAUAGAUUGAUUGAUGGCCGCGAGGCUGUUAUGUUCUUGCGAAAGAUCAAGUCUGCAGUUGAAGAUCCCCGAAUAAUUUUAGCUGGCUUGUAAUUUGAAAACAUGUAACAUUUAUUCACAUCAAUCAGUUGGAACCAAUCAAAUUAUUAGAAUAGAAAUAGCUG
Molecule: messenger RNA, 1634 nt
Organism: Ctenocephalides felis (cat flea)
Lineage: Eukaryota; Metazoa; Arthropoda; Insecta; Siphonaptera; Pulicidae
Product: dihydrolipoyllysine-residue succinyltransferase component of 2-oxoglutarate dehydrogenase complex, mitochondrial
Exons: 9
Coding region: 88-1563 (491 amino acids)
Biological process (GO): tricarboxylic acid cycle
Cellular component (GO): oxoglutarate dehydrogenase complex
Molecular function (GO): dihydrolipoyllysine-residue succinyltransferase activity
Source: RefSeq, a predicted model, not a curated record